Rhododendron vialii is the source of this 2307-nucleotide messenger RNA. RefSeq names its product probable glucuronoxylan glucuronosyltransferase IRX7. NCBI's taxonomy places the organism in Eukaryota, Viridiplantae, Streptophyta, Magnoliopsida, Ericales, Ericaceae. The transcript is spliced from 3 exons. The record is from RefSeq and is a predicted model, not a curated record. Bases 505 to 1866 code for a protein of 453 amino acids. Gene Ontology annotation, molecular function: glycosyltransferase activity.
UCAAAUGGGUGUGUAGACUUUUCUCUUUCUAAUGGGAUUGUGUGUAGAUUUUUCCAUUACACAAGAAUCUAUGGGAAUGAGAAAGGGUAUUACAGUAAUUUUAUCAGAAUAACAUUUCGAAGGACUACAAACCUGCUGAUAAACCGAGACCUUUGGCGAUGUUUCAUCUGCUCCACCACAAUGUGACUCCCCUGUAAAUUCUCUCUCUCUCUCUCUCCCCUCUGCAACUGCAACACCUUCAUUAUCACUCUUAUUUCUUUCUUGAAAACAACACAAGACUUCCACCAAACCCAUUACUCUUACCAAAAAUAAAAGACAGACCCUACCAAAUUCGAUUAGUUCCUAAUUUCAUCAAAACCUUUUCCUUUCCAACAAAGAAAACGAACUUCUACCAAAACCCGCAUCUCCCCAUUCCCCGUUUCUUGAUUUCCACUUCAUAUCCCCACCAAGAACAACGAAAGCUUCGCCUCAACAAAUUUGUCGUGGGUAUCUCAAUAAGAAGAGAUGGCUAAAGAGCCCAACAAACUAACCAGAAACAACAGGGGAUUCUACGUGAAAAUGAGAUUCAUACACAGAAGGCAAGCGGAGAAGGCCUACUGUUACCGAUACUCCAAAUGGGUCCUCUGGUUUUCCCUCUCUUUCUACUUCCUCUCCUAUUACCUCAUCACCCACCUCAAAUCCCCAAACUCUCUCUCUAAGACCACCGUCUCUCUCUCCAAAUCCAUCCUGGCCUCCCGUGCCCUCUUUGAAUCCCCCAACAAGAAAAUCCCAUCCUCUGUUCUCGCCGGACAAUUGAAUGGUACGAGGGUUUACGUUUACGACUUGCCGUCGAGAUAUAACACGGAUUGGUUAUCCAACGAGCGGUGUUCGAACCACCUGUUUGCUUCGGAGGUGGCCAUACACAAGGCCCUGAUGAACAGCGAUGUGAGGACGAUGGACCCACUUGAAGCCGAUUUCUUCUUCGUACCGGUCUACGUUUCUUGCAAUUUCAGCACCGUUAAUGGGUUUCCGGCGAUCGGCCACGCGCGGGGCCUCAUAUCGUCCGCGGUGGAACUCAUUUCGUCGGAGUACCCGUUUUGGAACCGGUCCCGGGGCUCCGACCACGUCUUCGUCGCUUCUCACGAUUUCGGAUCUUGUUUUCACACAAUGGAGGAUGUGGCGAUUGCGGAUGGGGUGCCGGAGAUUCUGAGGAAAUCGAUUGUGUUACAGACGUUCGGAGUGAAAUAUCAGCACCCGUGUCAGGAGGUGGAGAAUGUGGUGAUUCCGCCGUAUGUCUCGCCGGAGACAGUGCGGUCAACGCUGGCAAAAUCUCCGGCGAAUGGGCGGCGAGAUAUAUUCGCGUUUUUCAGGGGCAAGAUGGAAGUGCAUCCCAAGAAUGUCAGCGGCCGGUUUUACAGCAAGCGUGUGAGGACGGUGAUAUGGGAGGGGUACGGCGGCGACCGGAGGUUUUACCUCAAGCGGCACAGAUUUCCCGGUUACCAGACAGAGAUCGUUCGCUCCGUCUUUUGUUUGUGCCCGCUGGGGUGGGCCCCGUGGAGUCCGAGACUGGUGGAAUCCGUCGUUCUGGGUUGCGUGCCGGUCAUCAUAGCCGACGGCAUCCGGCUGCCGUUCCCCUCCGCCGUGAGGUGGCCGGAGAUAUCACUCACGGUGGCAGAAGGCGACGUCGGAAAGUUGGGAUCCAUCCUCGAACACGUGGCGGCGACCAACCUCUCCGCCAUUCAGAGGAACCUCAUGGACCCCGCCGUGAGCCGGGCCCUACUCUUCAACGAUCACGUGCAGGACGGCGACGCCACGUGGCAGGUGCUCCGUGCUCUCUCCGGCAAGCUGCACCGGUCCCGCAGGCGGUCGAGGGUUUCCAGCGAAUGAGGUGUUGACACGUACGGGGUUUUGAUUGGCGGGGAAGAGUUGACAGCUGGAUAGUGGUAGACAGCUGGAAUUCAUUGGGACCUCUGACAAGUCAGAUGGGUUAGACUAGAAUAUGUAUAUGUGCACUGCAGAGAUUUGGAUCCAUGCAAUGUGGGUCCCGAUAAGGAGCAUAGGUUCAUGGCAAUGUGGGGUCCCAGUUGAGGUGGCCUACGGGAAUUGGUUGGGUUUCCGGUUGGGUGGGACAAUUGACGAUACUGUACAGGCGUAGAGGAAUAUUUUAUUUUUUGUUAAAUACUACUACUAAACAUGUGGUACGAUAUGGUAGGGUCGUCUCUUGUGAGAUGCUUUGAAAAGAGGAUUCAUUUUGUUUGUGAAACGAAAAUUACGAAAAAGGAGGAAUAGAAUUAUAAUGGUCAAAAGAAGAAUCGAUUUUUGAGCUAA